Sinocyclocheilus rhinocerous is the source of this 2713-nucleotide messenger RNA. Its product is annotated as arrestin domain-containing protein 2-like. Bases 420 to 1643 code for a protein of 407 amino acids. Lineage: Eukaryota; Metazoa; Chordata; Actinopteri; Cypriniformes; Cyprinidae. The transcript has 7 exons. Gene Ontology annotation, cellular component: plasma membrane; cytoplasm. Gene Ontology annotation, biological process: protein transport. The record is from RefSeq and is a predicted model, not a curated record.
GCAUAUGCACGUCUUUCAGAAAAGUGAUUGACCGGAAAGUAGCACAACAGCACAGAAAGAACCCGUUUUUGUUUUGCUGAACUUCUUGACGGGGAGGUUCCUCUGGUUCGGGCAUGCUCAGUCAGCUUGUUUUUGUCUAAGAACCUGUAAGCAUCAAUCAUCCGAGCUCUCCAUCCACACCCAGUUAAGAUGUUUAUGAGCAGGCAGCGAUUCCUGCCAUAGGCCUUACAUAAUAAAAUCAGUAAGACCCGCCCACACGAGUUAAAGGCCGAUCAGGGAACAUGCACAGCUUUAGUUUUGUUUUGAACCUGAAGGAAGAGCAGCUUCCCUGCACUUGAAUGCGCCUCUCGCUUUUUGUUUGACUUCGCACGUCUGAAUUCGACACACUUUAGGGGCUGCAAACUUUUGCAAGACCAAAGAUGAUUUUCGACAAGCUGAACAAGUUCGACAUAGUGUUUGAUUCUCCGGAGAUGGACUGUCCUCCGGUGUUCAGCAGUGGAGAUGUUGUCUCAGGGAAGGUUGUGCUCGAGCUCUCGGCGGAGAGUAAAGUCGAGUCGCUGAAGUUGCACGCUGAAGGUUUCGCUAAAGUCUACUGGACCGAGUCUCGCAGCGCCGGCUCCAGCACCGCUUACACGCAGAACUACAGCGAUGAAGUGGAGUACCUGAACCGGAGAGAGGUUCUGCUGCAGGCAGAUAACGGUGAACUGACAGUCCUGUCUGCCGGGAGACACGAGUACCCUUUCAGUUUCCAGCUGCCAGAGGAAACUCUAGUGACAUCCUUUGAAGGCAAGCACGGCAGCAUUCGAUACUGGGUGAAGGUUAAGCUGCAUCGCCCAUGGGCCACCGUCAAGAAGAUCAAGAAAGAGUUCACCGUUAUCGAGCCCAUUGACAUCAACACACCAAGUUUACUGGCACCUCAAGCUGGAACCAAAGAUAAGAUGGCCCGCAUCUGGUACCGCAACUGCGGGCAGGUGUCAAUCACCGCAAAGAUCGACCGCAAGGGCUACACGCCGGGUGAAGUGAUUCCAGUCUUCGCUGAAUUCGAUAACUCCACCUCUCGCUCAGUGGUGCCGAAAGCUUACAUCACCCAGACGCAGACCUUCAUCGCAAGGGGCACCAUGAAACAGAAGCGAGCCGUGGUGGCCACUUUGUGCGGGGACAUAGUAGGCGCACGCCGUAGGGAGACAUGGCACGGCCGCGCCAUCAAAAUCCCCCCAGUCGGCCCCUCCAUCCUGCAGUGUCGCGUCAUUAAAGUGGAAUACAUGCUCAGGGUGUGCGUUGAUGUUCCUGGGACGUCCAAGCUUUCCCUGGAGCUUCCUUUGGUUAUGGGCACCAUCCCUUUGCAUCCGUUCGGCAGUCGCACGUCUAGCGUCAGCAGCCAGUACAGCGUGAACAUGGAGUGGCUUCGCAUGGCCAUCCCGGAGCAGCCUGAGCCUCCUCCAGAUUACAGCUCUGUUGUGUCAGAUGAGGAUGCGGUCCAGAACUCCACAGCAGUCCAACCUGAGGAAGACCUGAGCGGCGUGCUGCAGCGCUCCCUCUUGGCCUACGUGCAGGAGUUCAGAUUACGCCCGCCUCCGGUGUACAGCGAGGUGGACCCAAACCCUCAGCCUAUCACCAUGCGUCCUCGCUGCAUGACCUGUUGAACUCUCUGCCAGCUGAGCAUCACCUGAUGUUUGAAACAAAAGCCGAGAUUUGAUUCUCCCGUAUGCCUCUCUGAGACUGAGAUUGGCACUUGUUCCUCGUUCGAGCCGUUCGCAUCUGUGCUUCCUGCAGUGGGGCCGAGAGAGGAGGAGAUGUCUGGACUAGGCGAGGCAGAGCGCUUUCAUCAAACAAAGAGGACAUUCAGUACCGGGGCAAACAAAGGUUCUGCCCAUGUCUGGUCACAAAGAGCGAUCAGACUCUAGUUUGUGCCUAGAACGGUUGUACGUAGAAUCAGGGAAUUUUGGGCAUGAUCACUAGAGAAUUAUGGGUGAGAAGCCAUUCUAGAUGCUGCACAUAGUGCUUUAUUUUGCUGUGAACGAGGGCCUAGUCCCUUUUAAAACCAGCUAAGGUCUGCCACCUUAGAUGCUAGCAGGCAUUUGAUGCCGUCCUCUCCCAAAACCAUCAUCAUGUACGUCUCAUUUGGUGUUGAUGUUAGCCAAAGAGAUCGGUUUAACGUUCAUGUGAACUGAUAAUUCUAUGCAAAAGGGAAAACCUAGUGCUUCAAGGAAAUGAUGUGGGGGAAAUUGCACAUUUUCUGGAAGUAGAAAAUCUUUUUCCCCCUCUUGGAGUGGAUCUCAUGUUGUCAAGUUGCAUUUGGCUCGACAGAGGUCGAGUCCAUGACCUGGAAGGUUUUAACAUACCGCCGAAUGUAAACCACAGAUAACUUUUGCGCGAAACCGUUGUUUUUCUUGGUAAUUUUUGCCAGUGGCUUGAGGCAAUGUAAAACAGGGCUGGAGCAGCCCUUGACAGUUAGCUUUACGAAUAAUGGGGGAAAAUACAGAGCCACGUGUAUCCAAGGUGCCUUUUUUGUUGUUUUAGAAGAAACAAUGAACGACUACAGGGAUUAUGUCACGUUAAGCUUUCCUAGUGUUGCGACUCCCUGAAGUGUCCUUAAAGACAUUCCAAGAAUACCACAGACUUGCUUCAUUUCCAGAUGAUGAAAAAAUUUAACUUCAGACUUGAACACAAUGAUUGUUUAUGGCACUCAUUUUGAAUGAAUGUAUUUUAUAGA